CUUAUUAAAUAGAAUUUGUGAAUUAGACUGAAGAAACCUUAGAUGACCAUGGUCACAACAAUGGCGAGCUCUAGUGUACCGUGUUCUUCGGCCAGCAUAACAAGUGGUGACGCUACUAUGAGUAUCGUGCAUCAGUUGAUGUGUUACAGACAAGGUGGUGAAUCGGAGUCAUUUUCUAAACGAGCCGUUGAGUCGCUUGUCAAAAAACUCAAGGACAAAAAAGACGAGUUGGAUGCUCUGAUUGCAGCCGUUCAAUCAAAUGGUCAGACUCACACAAAGUGUGUUACAAUUCCUAGAACCCUUGAUGGAAGGCUACAAGUCGCAGGGAGAAAAGGUUUCCCGCAUGUCAUAUAUUCCAAAAUUUGGAGAUGGCCUGAUUUACAUAAGAAUGAGUUGAAAUCCCUCGCUUAUUGCCAAUUUUCAUUCGAGAAGAAAGCAGAUGCCGUUUGCGUUAACCCCUACCAUUAUGAACGCGUAGUUUCACCUUCAAUUGAUCUUUCGACACUGUCACUUCAUGCUGCCGGCGAUUGGGGAGGAGGUUCUCUUGAAGAUGCUCAGAGGUCACUUUCAGUCAUGCAGCACUCAGGCGUAUCAGCAGCAGCCCUGUUGCAUGCUCAGCAUGAACACUCACUCUAUCCUCACAGUCAACCACCGAAGCUGACCUCAUCAGUGCCUGGACUGCCGCCGGGAGGCAACUUCAGUACUGACCCUUUCGCCUCUCCUCUUUCUGCAAGUGCCCUCCCACCCUCAUCACAAGCUCCAGGAUCCCUUCAGUCUCCUAUGGGACCUUCUUCUGGACGAAAUACGCAUCAAUGGACACCUGAAACAUCUGCCAUGUUUGCCCAGAACUCAGGCGAUCAAAAGGGAUACUGGGGUCCUAAUGGUCUCGGUUCAACUUCUGGAUUCUCACAACAGCCAUCUAGCAGCACAGCUGGGCUUACAAUCUCCGGUCCCCUAUCCUCGAAACCAGUUCCUCGAGAGUGGUGUCACGUGCAGUAUUACGAGUUGGACACACCUGUCGGAGAGCAGUUCAAGGCCUCAAGAGACCACCGAGUCAUCCUGGUUGACGGAUACGUCGAUCCAGUACGUGACAACAGAUUCUGCCUUGGAGCACUAAGCAAUGUCCACAGAACAUCAGCCAGCGAAAAGGCGAGACUCCACAUUGGAAAAGGAAUCCAGCUGGAACUAAAGGGCGAAGGGGACGUGUGGUUGAAAUGUCUAAGUCAGCACCCUGUUUUCGUACAGAGUUAUUACUUAGACAGAGAGAGUGGACGAUCACCUGGAGAUAUUGUUCAUAAGAUAUACCCCAAUGCCGAAAUUAAAGUAUUUGAUCUAAGCCUUUGUUACGGAGAAUUACAGAAACAAGCCGCGACGGUGAAAAGCGCUGUUGCGGCACAAGCAGCAGCUGUUAGCGGGAACCUGCCCGGACCCUCUGCAGUUGGUGGAAUCGCGCCAGCAAUCAAUUUCCAGAUAGCUGCCGGUAUAGGCGUGGACGAUCUGCGCAAGCAAUGCCUGUUAAGAAUAUCUUUUGUUAAAGGAUGGGGUCCGGAUUACGUUAGACCAGAUAUAAAGAGCACUCCUUGUUGGGUAGAAGUUACAAUGUGUCGUGCACUGCAAUUGUUAGACGAUGUUUUAGUGGGUCUUCCUGGACCAAAUCCAAGAAUAGCUAAUGUCGAAAGCUGAAAGGGUCAAGGGAAGUUGUGAGGCGACAAUUUAUAGUAACAGGCGACUAUUCGUGACAGUAGACCCGAGUGCUAGCCCAGUUGAGCAAGUAUACACUUCUUGACAAUGCUGCGAUAAACUAGUUCUCCUUUUCAAUUUCCACUUGUACGAAUUGUCGCCUGUUACGGAGUACCGUCUAGCCAAUUAAAAUAUGUGAAAACUAUUGGUUUGUUGUUAUUCAGUCAAUGUCCCGCCUGAUUUCUGGUUUUAUGUAUCAAAAAGCAAAAAUGAAGCUGAGUUGUAAUUAUUUGCUAAUUUUUUUGCUGUGAAGUAGGAAAAAGACAUUGAUAAUGUUUCCAAAAUUCAAUUUUGAACUUGCUACAUCCUGAGUGAUCUGUUUCACAUUACCAUUUUGCAAUUCUCUAUUAGCCCAAAAAGGCUUUGGUUGUAAGUUAGUGAAAUAGAAGAUGAUCUUCUCUAACUGGCAAGAGGGCUCAAAUUCUCUAUAUAGAGGGCUCAAACUCUCCAUAUAUAUAACAUUUUCUAUCUCUAAAUAUUCAUGUUUUCCGUUUUUACUACACGUUUGAUUAUGUUCAAUUAUCACGAUGAAAUUUAACGUUUAUUUGUUUAUUUUGCUCCUAAAUUAUACAGCUAAGAUUUAUUACCAGUCAAGAUUGCAACCAUAGAAGUGAUACUGCUGUAAAAUCAUUGAAGAGAUAAAAAUGUUGCGGUUUAAUUUAGAUCUACAAGGCGCUAAACUGUAUGAAUUAGGAUUUUAAAAUAGAAUUGAUGCAAAAUUAUAUCCUUCAAUUUACGAAACUAUCUUCGGCCUUUUAGAUUUUGCGAGGUAUAUGAAUGUGAUUCUCAUGCAUUACGCUAUCAAUCUUAACCUGACUACGCUGGAUUAGUUGUUGUUAUUUGAAACCUCCAAUAUUUCGUAGCUCAUUACUUCAGUUUAUUUGUAAUAACUUUUUAGUCUAUAAUUUCACUGUUUCAAACAA
Symsagittifera roscoffensis is the source of this 2663-nucleotide messenger RNA. Its product is annotated as NADH-ubiquinone oxidoreductase 49 kDa subunit-like. The record is from RefSeq and is a predicted model, not a curated record. Gene Ontology annotation, biological process: transforming growth factor beta receptor signaling pathway; cell differentiation; regulation of transcription by RNA polymerase II. Gene Ontology annotation, molecular function: oxidoreductase activity, acting on NAD(P)H; DNA-binding transcription factor activity, RNA polymerase II-specific; RNA polymerase II cis-regulatory region sequence-specific DNA binding. Gene Ontology annotation, cellular component: heteromeric SMAD protein complex; nucleolus. The transcript is spliced from 9 exons. Lineage: Eukaryota; Metazoa; Xenacoelomorpha; Acoela; Convolutidae. Bases 43 to 1683 code for a protein of 546 amino acids.